Molecule: messenger RNA, 1211 nt
Organism: Durusdinium trenchii
Lineage: Eukaryota; Dinophyceae; Suessiales; Symbiodiniaceae
Source: the annotation of a GenBank genome assembly
CGUAGAUCCUCUCAACGGCCGGCCGUGCUCCAGCUGCCGCUCUGCAGCGCCAUCGCGCCUCGCCAUGGCGGAGUUGAAGCUGCGCGAAAAGAGUUUGGACGCAGCGCUGUUGGAGAGCAUUGGCACCGCGCUGCAGGACAAGUCACACAACAUCAUCGCUGUGGACUUGAGUGAUAACGCUUUGGAGGAUGAACAAGGUGCACAGGUCUUCGGCUACCUGGCCAGCAAUGAGUUGGUGCAGCGCCUGGCCAUGAACGACAACGAGCUGGGCGAUAUGGCGGGUGUGGCGUUGGCCAAACUCUUGGAGACGAAUCAGGUGCUUCAGCAGCUCGAGCUUCAAGGCAAUGCCAUCUUCACCGUCGGCGUGCAGGCCCUGGCAGAGGCCUUGCCAAAGAACCGAAGUUUGCAGCACUUGGACUUGAGCCACAAUCAGCUUGGCAUCGGCGGGGCCGAGCUCUUGAGCAGCGGUCUCCACCAGUCCUCCUUGACGAGCUUGAACCUCAGCGGCAAUCGCAUUUGUGGCCGUGGCGCAGGGGAGGUGCUGCGUGCCACACGCAACACAGGCGUCGUGUUCUUAGACCUGGCGCGGAACGAGAUCGGACCACAAGGCCUGGAACUCAUGUGUGCCGCACUGGAAGACGCCACCAUUAGUAGCCUCUCUUUGGCCAACAAUCGUUUGCAGCCGGAGGAUGCGCCGAUGCUUUGUGAAAGCUGUUGCAAGUGCGAGGCCUUGCAGGUGUUACUUCUUCAACAGAACGACCUGGGCCUCGUGGGAGCUCAGCACCUCUCGGAGAUGCUGCCAAAGUCCAAGUUGACCGCCCUUGAUUUAACAGGAAACAGCAUCGGCGACGGGGGGUUAGGCUACCUGGCUGCUGCAUUGGAGAAGACAAGGCUCGCGGCUUUGGGCCUAGGUCACAACUCCAUCACGGAUGAGGGCGUGAAGGUGUUCUGCGCUGCGAAGUGGGGCUCUUUGCAGUCUUUGGAACUCAUGGGGAAUGCAAUUGGUGAUUCAGGCGCCGAGUUAUUGAAGUCUUCGGUGGUCAAGGAACCACAGCUCCAGGUUUUGGAUCUCUUGUACAACAACCUCUCGAGCGAAGUGUUGGAAGAGAUCGAAGCGUUGAUCAAGGAGAGGCAAACCUCCUAGGAGCUGCCACUACCUCAACACCGUGAUCGAGGUCGGUCCUCGCUUCGGAGCGCAAAACCGGCUUCAA